Molecule: messenger RNA, 3157 nt
Organism: Linum tenue
Lineage: Eukaryota; Viridiplantae; Streptophyta; Magnoliopsida; Malpighiales; Linaceae
Source: the annotation of a GenBank genome assembly
CCCCUGCCUCUCUCUGACUUCUCCUCUCCUCCCCUCCCCUCCCCUCCAGCAAGUUUUGUUAUUUUCUUUCACAUGCAACAGCAACAGCAACAGCAACAGCAACUCUAUUCCUAAAUCCUGCUCUCCUCUUCCCUAUUUCUUUCUUCGCAAUUUCUUGUUUGCUAAAGAUUUCGUAUGGAGGUUCAGGUGAAGCAAGAGAUCCUAGAAACCCCCAACAGCGGGCUCGGACCGAAUCGACUCACAACCGGAGUUGCGAGGUUUCCACCACCUGAUGUGAUCGUGCUCAGCAGCAGCGACUCGGACUCCGACGCCGAAGAGGCUUCCGCCGGUGGCCGCCACAAUGCCGACGGAGGGUUAGGAGGAUCGGAGCACAAAAGGAGGAAGUUGAACGGGUUGGGGGUCACUAAGCCGGACAACCUCUUGGCUCCGCUUCCGCCGGGGGCCGAUGUAGCUUCCCAGGCUUUGACCGUCGUUCGCCCCGUCGAGUCGAGAGAAAACGGGAGUGUGAUGGUUAAUGGUCAUAACUGUAAGCAGUUUUGGAAAGCCGGUGAUUACGAGGGCGAUUCCGUUGCUGCUUGGGAUGUCCCUUCUGGUGGCAUGGAUCAUGUCAGGGUUCAUCCAAAGUUCUUACAUUCCAAUGCAACCAGCCACAAAUGGGCUCUUGGAGCCUUUGCAGAACUGAUGGACAAUGCAUUGGAUGAGGUCUGCAAUGGAGCAACGCUAGUGAAGGUAGACAUGAUGAAAAGCGGGAAAGAUGGGAGCAGAAUGCUACUGAUUGAGGAUGACGGUGGUGGGAUGGAUCCAGAUAAAAUGCGGAGGUGCAUGUCCUUAGGUUAUUCUGCUAAAAGCAAAGUGGAUAACGCCAUUGGCCAGUAUGGCAAUGGUUUCAAGACAAGUACCAUGAGGCUUGGUGCUGAUGUUAUUGUGUUUUCUCGUUGUUGUGGACAAAAUGGCAAAAGGCCAACCCAGAGCAUUGGUUUGCUAUCAUACACAUUCCUGAGGAAUACAGGAAAAGAGGACAUAGUAGUUCCAAUGCUUGACUAUGAAAGAGAAGGACAAGGGUGGAGCCGAAUUGCUCGACUUUCUGAUGUUGACUGGACUAGGAAUGUGGAAACAAUUCUUCAGUGGUCCCCGUUUCUUAGCGAGACGGAUCUUCUACGGGAGUUAGAUAUGUUGUCAGAUCAUGGGACGCGCAUAAUAAUCUACAAUCUCUGGGAGGAUGAUGAAGGAUUCUUGGAGCUUGAUUUUGAUGCUGAUCCUCAUGACAUACAACUUAGAGGGGUAAAUCGAGAGGAAAAAAACAUCCAAAUGGCCAAAGAGUUCCCCAACUCGCGCCAUUUUCUGACAUACAAGCAUUCGUUACGGAGUUAUGCUUCAAUUCUCUAUCUCAGAAUUCCUCCUGCCUUUCGGAUCAUCCUUCGUGGAAAAGAUGUUGAGCACCACAAUAUAGUAAAUGACAUGAUGAUGUCCCAGGAUGUGAUAUAUCGGCCACAGGCUCCUGUUGACGGGACAUCCAAGGAUCAUAGUAGUGUAAUAUAUCAUCUGUCGUAUCUUAAAAGUUCUGAUUUUGUUCGCCAGAUGACCGCUGCUGUUACAGUGGGAUUUGUCAAGGAUGCCAAGUAUCAUAUUGAUGUUCAAGGGUUCAAUGUCUAUCACAAGAAUCGACUUAUCAAGCCAUUUUGGAGGCUGUGGAAUGCUGCGGGAAGUGAUGGACGUGGAGUUAUUGGUGUUCUGGAAGCCAAUUUUGUUGAACCUGCCCAUGAUAAGCAAGGUUUUGAACGUACAACUGUUCUGUCACGGCUCGAGACUCGUCUAAUACAAAUGCAAAAGAAUUACUGGUGUUCAAACUGUCACAAAAUUGGCUAUGCUCCCAGACGUAACAAGAAAGGCUUAGGUGAAGAGAGAGCAUCUUUUUGGAGUUGGAAUCUCUUCUUCAGCUCCAGACCACAUGUAUUACUGCGUGUUAAUGCUAAAACAAACUUCUUCAUGGCCAGAAACAAUUUUUUCACACGAUCAAAGUUCUGGAGGAAAAGCACCAACAGAAAGACCGGGGAAAGUGCGAUAUGGAAAGCAAAAUGUUUCAAGGAAAGGAAACAACAGUAUCACAAAGUCUCCAGUUAAAUAUAGAAAAGGAUUUGAAUCUUCUGAACCAUCAUCUCCUUCUGAGGAUGCAAAUGAAAGUAACUUCCGCAGUUCUUCCCCUCUGAAAAAAGCAACUUCCAGCGCUCCUGCAAGUAAAACUUUACCGACAGAUGUGUUGGAUGGAAAUCGGCCAUCUGCACAUUUGGGACAUAGCAGAAUUCAUAAUGACUCCAGCCCAUCUGGGGAAUGUGUUCCACCAGUCAUACGUACCCAGUCAAAGGCAGAUGUUGUUAAUCUCGGUGAGGAUGGCCAUGUUUCAGCAGUCAACACAGAUACGAGUGACAGGCUAAAGCAAGAGAACCGUGUGCUGAAGGAAAGAUUAGAGAAGAGGGAGGCAGAACUUCGAUUGAUGAGUUUGAAGUGCCAGAAAUGCAGUGCUCUAAAGAUACAGUUGGAUCAAGCACAACAGAAGGUAGAAGACCUGAACAAGGAGCAGGAAAGUCUAAUUGACAUAUUCUCGGAGGAGAAGGAGCGGAGGGACAAGGAAGAGGAUAAUUUGAGAAAGAAGUUGAAGGAUGCAUCCAACACCAUACAAGAAUUGCUAGAUAAGGCGAGGCUCCUGGAGAAGAUGCAACCAAGCUCUAGCAAAGCAGGAAGGUAAUAGUUGCAAUGGCCCCGUGAAGGUAUGAAGAAAGGAAGAGUUUUGUACAGAUUUUGAGCAUCAGGAAAGGCAAGAGAGAUAGGUAGUAGGAUGAGCCGUGGGCAGUCUUGGGUCGGAAGUAAAUUUUGUUCAUAUUGUAUGCUUAAUUUACUGAAUUAAGCUUCUAGUUAGAAGAAGUGGCUGCACUGCAUUUUGAUGGCUGUAAAAGCCUGCAGAGAUGAGCCAUCGAACCUGGACUGGUGUCCCCAUUUUGGGUAUUUCGUUGGGACUGAGUUGGAAUUAAUCCACGUUACUGAAGUACAUAGCAAGCCCUGUGGGUCGAGUGCUAUUAAUCAAGAUUGUCAAACUCGUUUAUCCCUUUAUACCGGUUUGAAAGUAGGUUUAUGCAUUGGAAUCUCUGCCGCUUGUUGGGAA